AUGGCGUCGCGCCCAAUCCUCUUGCGAUUUGAGAGCAGGAACGGCCAAUUUCGGUUGACUGUCAACCCGCAAGACCAGUUUCCUUCUCUCCAAGAAAAGAUCAUCGAACACCUCCCCUCAGAGGUCGACCCAUCAUCCAUUACCUUAUCUAAUAAACCGAUCGGCACAGGCGGGGAAGAGCGAGAACUGGAAGCCUUGAGUGGAGUUGCUAUCGCACAAGUCGGACUUAAGCACGGUGAUAAGCUCUUUAUCGGGUAUCAAGAACGAGCUGCUAAACAGAACGGCGCCACCAAUGGCCACAUACCGGUCCCCUCCGAACGCCGAUUGAAUGGAGCUCCAGUUCCUCAAAAACAGACCGUCCCGAUCCGCGUCCAGCCUACCUCACCAACACUCAAUAUUCCAAAUCCGUGGGACGUGGUCCAACAGUCCCCACUGGACGAUCUCCUCGACAAGAAGGAUGGCAAGAUCAAGCGCACCAAGGACCAGCGGAUGUGCAAGCAUGGCCCACGGGGAAUGUGUGACUACUGCAUGCCUUUAGAGCCGUACGAUGCCAAGUACCUCGCGGAUAAGAAGAUCAAGCACCUCUCAUUCCACUCAUACCUUCGCAAAAUCAACGCUGCAACCAACAAACCGGAGAUGAAGAGUUCAUAUAUGCCGCCACUCAGAGAGCCAUACUAUCGUGUACAGCGCGACUGUCCAUCCGGCCAUCCCCAAUGGCCAGAGGGCAUUUGCACAAAGUGCCAGCCCAGUGCCAUUAGUUUGCAGCCCCAAGAAUUCCGCAUGGUCGACCACGUGGAAUUCUCGUCUCCUGACCUCAUCAACUCUCUGCUGGACUUUUGGCGGAAGUCAGGUGCCCAACGACUGGGAUUCCUCUAUGGAACAUACGAAGAAUACGCUGAGGUGCCUCUUGGCGUGAAGGCUGUCGUCCAGGCAAUUUACGAGCCUCCGCAGAACGGCGAGAUUGACGGCGUUACGCUUCGUGAUUGGCAUAAUGAGAAGGAGGUUGAUGAAGUCGCUCAGCUAUGUGGCCUGCAAAAGGUAGGAGUCAUUUUCACAGAUCUCCUCGACGCGGGCCGUGGGGAUGGCUCUGUGGUAUGCAAACGACACAUUGAUUCAUACUAUCUGUCAUCUCUCGAGAUCGCAUUCGCAUCACGUCUUCAGGCUCAGAACCCCAAAGCCACGAAAUGGAGUCGGACGGGUCACUUUGGCUCGGACUUCGUCACAUGUGUACUGAGUGGAGACGAGGCUGGUGCCAUUGCCGUGAGUUCGUAUCAGGCAACGGUAUCAGCCGUGGAGAUGGUUCGAGCCGACAUCGUCGAGCCUUCCGCAGAGCCCUCUGUGAUGCUGGUCCAGUCUGAAGAUGACGAUGACAUGGGCAGCAAGACGCGAUACAUCCCUGAGGUUUUCUUCCGGAAAAUCAAUGAAUAUGGGGCAAGCGUUCAAGAGAAUGCCAAGCCAAGCUUCCCCGUCGAUUACCUGCUGGUCACACUGACACACGGUUUCCCCACCGAAUCAACACCCCUCUUCACCAACAGCAAAUUUCCCAUCGAGAACCGCGAGGUUAUCGGCGAGAGCCAGGAAUUGCGACAUGUAGCUCAAAAGUUGAUGACGCACGGAGAUCCCGACAAGGCAAUCCAGGGCGUAUCCGACUUCCAUCUCCUUUGCUUUUUGCAUGGGUUGUCUACAUUCAACAAGGAUGAGGAAGCGCUCCUCGGCCGAGUCGCGACGACCCAUGCCCCCGCCGAUGGAAUGCAAUUGUUGAAUACCCCCGGAUGGGCAACCUUGAUGACAAUCCUUCAGGAGAGUGGUGAGCGCCCCCCUAAGCGCCCCUGGCCCACCGAGGCCGAGGCAUCCCACCCGGCAUCAUCCCAUCCUGGAAAAAGGCGGGUGAAAGCACCCGCCGUCCAUCUCCCCCCGAUCCGUGUCUCCCAAGUCCGACGGUGA
Molecule: messenger RNA, 1944 nt
Organism: Penicillium subrubescens
Lineage: Eukaryota; Fungi; Ascomycota; Eurotiomycetes; Eurotiales; Aspergillaceae
Gene: npl4
Product: nuclear protein localization protein 4
Exons: 4
Coding region: 1-1944 (647 amino acids)
Biological process (GO): ubiquitin-dependent protein catabolic process
Cellular component (GO): nucleus
Molecular function (GO): ubiquitin protein ligase binding; ubiquitin binding
Source: RefSeq, a predicted model, not a curated record